Anthonomus grandis grandis is the source of this 538-nucleotide messenger RNA. Its product is annotated as flexible cuticle protein 12-like. The transcript is spliced from 3 exons. Lineage: Eukaryota; Metazoa; Arthropoda; Insecta; Coleoptera; Curculionidae. Gene Ontology annotation, cellular component: chitin-based extracellular matrix. The coding region runs from base 148 to 474 and encodes 108 amino acids. The record is from RefSeq and is a predicted model, not a curated record. Gene Ontology annotation, molecular function: structural constituent of chitin-based larval cuticle.
AUUGACACAAAUUAAAACACUGAAGAGCGAUGACGUAAAAGUCAAGGUCAAUUUUCGGUGGUAAAAGAUUCCAUAUAAAAAGAAUUUCGUUGAUUAAAAAAUUAUCAUUUCUCAUUGGAAGAACCGCAGAUCCACCAAACAACAAAAAUGAAAGUAGUGAUUGCCCUUUUUGCUCUCGUAGCCGUAGCUGUAGCUGCUCCCCAAAAUCCAGCUGACGCUCAAGCUCAGGUAUUGAGAAACGACUUGGACAAUAUUGGUGUUGACCAAUUCAGCUAUGGAUACGAAACUAGCAACGGAAUCUCUGCCCAAGAACAAGGUCAACUCGUCAACGCUGGAUCUGAAAACGAAGCUAUCGCUGUCCGUGGUUCCUUCCAAUACACCGGACCUGACGGUCAGCAAUACUCGGUACAAUAUGUAGCUGACGAGAACGGUUUCCAGCCACAAGGUGCCCAUUUACCAGUUGCCCCUCAAUAAGUCAUUGUUUUCCGAUUUUGUUGUUUAAUUUUAGGUUAAUAAAGAGGUAAAAAAAUAUAAAAAA